Molecule: messenger RNA, 924 nt
Organism: Raphanus sativus (radish)
Lineage: Eukaryota; Viridiplantae; Streptophyta; Magnoliopsida; Brassicales; Brassicaceae
Product: glutathione S-transferase T3-like
Exons: 1
Coding region: 1-924 (307 amino acids)
Source: RefSeq, a predicted model, not a curated record
AUGAAUCCAAAUUAUCAUCCUGCUCAAUCCUCUAGUUACGUAGGACUGCUUCACAGUAAAGAUGGUAGUGCUUUCAAUGAAAACUUUCCUUAUGAAAGUUUUCAUUCUAGUGUUAACUUUGGAGAUUCCGAACCUAUCCCGGCUUUCAGUUCUCAACAAACUCAAGACGCACCUCCAGAGACACCAGUGGCCCGUGCUGUGAGACGCAAAUGGAACCCAACAGAUGACGAGGUGCUGAUAAGUGGCUGGCUUAACACUUCUAAGGAUCCUAUAGUGUCAAAUGACCAGAAGGCGGGUACCUUCUGGAACCGAGUUGCUGCUUAUUAUGCAUCAAGUCCACACGGAAGAGAGGAUGGUGAGAGAGAGUGGGUUCAUUGCAAGAAGAGGUGGCACAGAAUCAAUGAUGAGAUAAACAAGUUCUGUGGCGCAUACGCGGCAGCAGAGAGACAACAGAGGAGUGGUGAGAGUGACACUGACGUUCUGAAGAAGGCGCAUGACAUUUUCCACUCUGAUAAUGGACACAAGUUCACCCUUGAACACGCGUGGUGUAUGCUCAAGUAUGAACAGAAGUGGAUGAGUCUUAACACACCUACACCAGGUUCGAAGAGGAAGAACACUGAGACAAGUACCCAAAGUUCUACCACUAAAGGUUUUGUUGAACCUGAGAGCACGCCACAAGGCCUCGUUGAGCCUGAGCGCAGGCCAGAAGGGAUCAAGGCUGCUAAGGCUAAAAGAAACACGCUUAAAGGGAAGUCUGUGGCUGAGUAUGCGGCUGUGUGGGAUAUGAAGAAGGCGGAUUUGGAGAAGAAGGAGACACUGUCGAAGCUAGGUAUACUAGACAGUCUCAUUGCACUUGCCAAGGUGCAACCAUUGACUGAGGCGGAAGAAGCGGCGAAGAAUAAGAUACUAGCCCAGUACUUCUGA